Messenger RNA from Penicillium waksmanii, 1200 nucleotides. RefSeq lists its product as uncharacterized. Lineage: Eukaryota; Fungi; Ascomycota; Eurotiomycetes; Eurotiales; Aspergillaceae. The coding region runs from base 1 to 1200 and encodes 399 amino acids. The record is from RefSeq and is a predicted model, not a curated record. The transcript is spliced from 5 exons.
AUGGUUGUGACGGCUGCAAAUGAACAUGAAAGUAAAGGUCCUACGAUCUUGGCAGUCCUCUGGACUCUAACAUCGUUGACUUUUCUAAUUGUCACUGCCCGAGUCUUUAUUCGCUUGAGGAUGCUCAAAAUGUUUGGUAUUGAUGACUACUUGAUUGUGGUUGCCAUGGCUCUUGGUAUAGCCUAUUGUGGUGCCACGACAGCUUCAGUCGUAGCGGGGUUCGGUCAACAUCAAGUUAUUGUUCUACAAGAUCCUAGUCUUGACUUGUCAAUGGCGAUGCUUCUAAACAACAUAUCGUUCCUUCUUGGGAUCCUCUCAUUUACGAUUCCGAAAAUCGCAGUGACGGCUAUGAUCACAAGGAUUUUCAACCCAGGAUUGAUACAAAAGAUCAUUCUGUGGACCUUGGUCUCCGUGGCGGCGGCGGUUUCGUGUAUUUGCAUUAUCAUUCUUUUCACCAUGUGCGACCCUCCCCGCGCACUAUGGACGCCAGAACUAGUACAAUCGGGUCAAGCGACAUGCAAAAGUACCUGGAUGUUGAUUGACUACGCAAUUUUUACAGGAGGUAAACUUCCACCACUACCCGCUCUCGAUGCCCAGACCAUUAAUGGGUUUAUAGCUGUUUCGGCCACUGUCGACCUUUAUCUUGCCCUUUACCCCAUGGUUGUCCUCAUGAAAUUGCAGAUGUCUCUGCGUAAAAGGAUUGCCCUAUCCGCUGCCCUGGGUCUAGGUGCCAUAGCCGCGGCCAUGGCUAUUGUGAAAUGCACUCAGCUGCACGGGCUUGCAGACAAAUCUGACUAUACAUAUGGCACCGCCGAUUUGAUCCUUUGGACCAAUAUAGAAGCCAACGUGGUCACCAUCGCUUCGUGCAUCCCGACGUUACAACCACUACUCGAAAUUAUCCUCGGAAAACGGUCUCUCAGCUCCUACAGCAACGGUCACAGUGGAGGUUAUAAAGGCAGCAAGACACAAUGGAACGCCACCCACGAGCGAAGCAAAAGGUCAAUCCCCAAGAAGGAUGAUUUGGCUAUUACCAAUGUGGAAAGCCAAGAAAGUAUCUUGCGGGCAGAUAACGACAAGGAUACUCCGGGACCCGAAGGCAGGAAUGACUUUCCCAUGAGCGCCAUUCGUCGAACGGACAACUUUACUGUUGAGUACAAUACACAGUCUCAUACUGGAGACGAAAGGACGGGUUCAUGGUAG